Molecule: messenger RNA, 1798 nt
Organism: Rhizopus microsporus ATCC 52813
Lineage: Eukaryota; Fungi; Mucoromycota; Mucoromycetes; Mucorales; Rhizopodaceae
Product: kinesin-domain-containing protein
Exons: 7
Biological process (GO): mitotic spindle organization; microtubule-based movement
Molecular function (GO): ATP binding; microtubule binding; microtubule motor activity
Source: RefSeq, a predicted model, not a curated record
CAAAAGAAUUAACCCUUUUUUUUUUUAAUUCAACUUGAUGAACAAAGACAACACAGCACAAACUGCUGCUGUUCAAGUAGCUGUUCGAAUACGUCCUUUAACAGAAAGGGAUCGAGCACAACCUAGAUUUGCCAAUUCAACCAAUGGCGAUGUUCUUCGUGCUCAUGAGAAGCAUGUACAAGUCGUUCCUCAAAACAAAUACUUUACCUAUGACCAUGUCUUUGGAACAGAAACACAGCAAAGUGACAUAUUCACUGCGCUUGGACAGAAGCCAGUGUAUAAGUUUAUUGAAGGAUACAAUGUGACAAUUCUUGCCUAUGGCCAAACAUCAUCUGGAAAGACGUAUACUAUGGGUACAGCACAACACGAUCAACAGAUAAAUCCUAAAGAGGAAGGUAUUAUACCUCGAGCCAUGUCUCUUUUAUUUGAUUCACUGUUACAGAAAAGUAUGGAUCAACCAGCUAAUGGAAUUCGCAGUCUUCGAGCACCUACACAGACGUCAGGGCAGAAAUAUAGAUACUCCGUUAAAGUAUCUUUUGUUGAAAUAUAUAAUGAAGAGCUCAUUGAUUUAUUAAACCCAGCACCACCACAUGAAAAGCCACCAGUGACAAUUAGAGAGGAUACAAAAGGACACAUUUAUUGGACAGGAGUUAAAGAAGUAUCUGUAAACAACACAGAUGAUGUCUUAUAUUAUUUACAACAAGGAACACAAAACCGAGCAACGGGGUUUACAGAUAUGAAUGAAAAAUCAAGUCGAUCGCAUGCUAUUUUCUCGGUGACAUUAAAGCAGGAAAAAUGGGUUCCUGGAAAUAGUCAGUCAGGCAGAGCUAGUCCUACACCAUCAAGAGCUCAAUCGCCCAAACAACAAAGACUCUCUAUGAUCAGCCGCUACUCAAGCAGUAAUAGCAAUAACAAUAGUGCAGAAGAUGGAGACUGGGUCAUUACAUCAUCAAAGUUUCAUUUUGUUGACUUGGCUGGUAGCGAAAGACUUAAACGGACAGCUGCCGAAGGAGACAGAAGAAAAGAAGGAAUCAAUAUCAAUGCAGGUUUAUUAGCCUUGGGCAACGUCAUUUCUGCAUUGGGAGAUCCUUCAAAGAAAGGCACGCAUGUCCCUUAUCGUGACUCAAAGCUGACUCGACUACUACAAGAUUCACUUGGUGGAAACGCAAUGACGCUCAUGAUUGCUUGUGUUAGCCCGGCUGAGUCAAAUCUGGCAGAAACCUUGAAUACACUUCAAUACGCCAACAGAGCAAGAAACAUCAAGAACAAGAUGGAAAAGAAUGAAUUGGAAGAAUGGAUGACGACAGAUAACAUUGACUUUUUACGAAAUACAAUUGCAAAACUAAAGAACGAACUUCAUUUUAGCGACGACUAUUCGUCAACGAGUAGUCCACUUGCUAACGGUGAUUAUGAUGACUUUUGUCAUGAGCAAAACCUCCAGAUUGCUGAUUUACAGUAUCAGAUUGAAGACUUGAAAGCAAAAGCAGAGAUUAUGACCCAACGAAACGUCGUGGUCGAAGCAGAACUUGCUCGACUACAACAAGCCAAAAAUGGUGAUAUUGAUUUUCAAAAGACUGUAGAGCCGGUGAUUGAAGAAUACGAAAAGACUCUAUCCGGAUACGAAUCUCAGUUAGCCAUGAUCCGUGCUGCGCUUAACCAUGCAGAACAUGCCUACGAAGAACAACUUGAUAAAGCACAACAGGGUGAACUUAUCAUCGAAAAGCAGGAUAAAACGAUUGCUGAGCUGCGAAAACGAUUGAGUAAAUUGUUAGAGAGACAACAAAAGGACGAGAAAUAU